Messenger RNA from Budorcas taxicolor (takin), 2391 nucleotides. RefSeq names its product protocadherin beta-4-like. Gene Ontology annotation, molecular function: calcium ion binding. Gene Ontology annotation, biological process: homophilic cell-cell adhesion. Gene Ontology annotation, cellular component: plasma membrane. NCBI's taxonomy places the organism in Eukaryota, Metazoa, Chordata, Mammalia, Artiodactyla, Bovidae. Bases 1 to 2391 code for a protein of 796 amino acids. The record is from RefSeq and is a predicted model, not a curated record. The transcript has a single exon.
AUGGAGACGCUACAGAGAAUUCAACACAACAGGCAAGUGACGACCUUUAUUUUGAUGGUAUACUUGUCUCAGGCUAACCCUGCGCCUAUUCGUUAUUCUGUUCUGGAAGAAACAGAGAGCGGCUCCUUUAUAGCCCAUUUAACCAAGGACCUGGGCCUGGGAAUUGGGGAGCUGAACGCACGGUCGGCUCGGGUGGUUUGUGAUGAUGAUAAGCAGCGCUUGCUGCUGGAUCGUCAGACUGGAGAUUUGCUUUUGAGGGAGACACUAGACCGGGAAGACAUAUGUGGCUCCGAUGAACCCUGUGUGCUGCAUUUCCAAGUGUUCCUGGAAACUCCAGUGCAAUUUUUUGAAGGAGAAUUAUUAAUACAGGACAUAAAUGACCACUCCCCAGUAUUCCCGAAUAGGGAAAUGCUUUUGAAAAUACCGGAAAACAGCCAGCCAGGGACUGUAUUUCCGUUGAAAUUAGCUCAGGAUUUGGAUGUGGGUAGCAACGGUCUUCAAAAAUACACAAUCAACGCCAAUUCUCAUUUUCACGUUCUCACUCGAAAUCAUAGUGAUGGCAAGAAACAUCCAGAUUUGGUACAGGACAAAGUGCUGGAUCGAGAGGAGCAGUCAGAGUUCAGCUUAACCCUAACGGCGCUGGAUGGUGGGUCUCCACCUAGGUCCGGCACCAGCAUGGUGCGAAUCCUGAUCAUGGACGUCAAUGACAAUGCUCCCGAGUUUGUGCACACUCCAUAUGAGGUGCAGGUUCUGGAAAACAGCCCCCUAAACUCCCUAAUACUUACAGUUUUAGCUAGGGAUGUAGAUGCUGGAAACUUUGGGACUGUUUCCUAUAGCUUGUUCCAAGCCUCAGAGGAAAUUAAACGAACUUUUUCAAUAAAUGAAGUCACAGGAGAAAUCCGACUGACAAAGAAACUGGAUUUUGAACAAAUCAAAUCUUACCACGUGGAAAUUGAGGCUACAGAUGGAGGCGGCCUUUCUGGGAAAGGCACUGUAGUCAUAGAGGUGGUAGACGUGAACGACAACGCCCCUGAACUUACCAUAUCUUCACUCAUCAGCUCCAUCCCAGAAAAUGCCCCGGAGACCAUGGUCUCUAUCUUCCGAAUUCGAGAUAGAGACUCCGGAGACAACGGAAAGAUGAUUUGCUCUAUUCCAGACAAUCUGCCAUUUAUUUUAAGACCGACUUUCAAGAAUUUCUACACUCUGGUAACCGAUAGCUCUCUUGACAGAGAAAGUCAAGCCGAGUACAACAUCACCAUCACGGUCACUGACACUGGAACUCCCAGACUGAAAACCGAGCACAACAUAACCGUGCUGGUGUCCGACGUCAACGACAACGCCCCCGCCUUCACCCAGACCUCCUACACCCUGUGGGUCCGCGAGAACAACAGCCCCGCCCUGCACAUCGGCAGCGUCAGCGCCACAGACACAGACGCGGGCGCCAACGCCCAGGUCACCUACUCGCUGCUGCCGCCCCCCGACCCGCUCGUGCCCCUCGCCUCCCUCGUGUCCAUCAACCCCGACAACGGCCACCUCUUCGCCCUCACGUCCCUGGACUACGAGGCCCUGCGGGCCUUCGAGUUCCGCGUGGGCGCCACCGACCGCGGCUCGCCGGCGCUCAGCAGCCAGGCGCUGGUGCGCGUGCUCGUGGCGGACGCCAACGACAACGCGCCCUUCGUGCUCUACCCGCUGCAGAACGCCUCGGCGCCCUGCACCGAGCUGGUGCCCAGGGCGGCCGAGCCGGGCUACCUGGUGACCAAGGUGGUGGCGGUGGACGGCGACGCGGGCCAGAACGCCUGGCUGUCGUACCAGCUGCUCAAGGCCACGGAGCCCGGGCUGUUCGGCGUGUGGGCGCACAACGGCGAGGUGCGCACGGCGCGGCUGCUGAGCGAGCGCGACGCGCCCAAGCAGCGGCUGGUGGUGCUGGUCAAGGACAACGGCGAGCCGCCGCUGUCGGCCAGCGUCACGCUGCACGUGCUGCUGGUGGACGGCUUCUCGCAGCCCUACCUGCCGCCCCCGGAAGCGGAAGCGGCGGCCGCGGCGCCGGCCGACCCGCUCACCGUCUACCUGGUGGUGGCCUUGGCGUCGGUGUCGUCGCUCUUCCUCGUCUCGGUGCUGGUGUUCGUGGCGGUGCGGCUGUGCAGGAGGGGCGGGGCGGGCUCGGCGGGUCGCUGCCCGGUGCCCGAGGGCCACUUCCCGGGCCACCUGGUGGACGUCAGCGGCACGGGGACCCUGUCGCAGAGCUACCAGUACGAGGUGUGUCUGACGGGAGACCAUAGAACUGGUGAGUUCAAAUUCCUGAAGCCGAUAUUCCCUAACCUCUUGGUUCAGGACACUGAGAGAGAAAUCAAGGAAAGCCCCAACUGUAGAAAUAGCUUUGUAUUCAGUUAA